AUGCAGCCGCUCGCCAACUCGCAGCCGCUCUCGGUGACGGACGUGCUGGACCGCUCCCUCGUCCUGCGCACCACCGGCACGCCCAGCGGGAGGCGCUCCUCGGUCGCCUCGCCCAGCAACCUGCGCCGCGCGCUGCCUGCUGGGCCCUCGCCAGCGGGGGAACGCCAGCUCGAGGGGCUGGAUUCCCAGAGACGUCCAACUUCGGCCAGCACUGGACUCGCAGGAAGCCGUCACUGCCUCAGGCCGCACUCCGCCGUGCGUUCUGCGAGCUCGUGGGUGGCCGCGCGAGGAGAUGCGAGGCCAGUCUGCCCGUGCGUGCGGCCUCCCAGCCCGAGGGCCAGCUCGGCACGGACUGGUAGCAGGGGUGCACCAACUGCGAAGGUAUACGUUCCCCAGGAGUCGGACUGA
Messenger RNA from Prorocentrum cordatum, 408 nucleotides. Lineage: Eukaryota; Dinophyceae; Prorocentrales; Prorocentraceae. The record is from the annotation of a GenBank genome assembly.